Messenger RNA from Tetrahymena thermophila SB210, 3495 nucleotides. Its product is annotated as NLI interacting factor-like phosphatase. The transcript is spliced from 11 exons. NCBI's taxonomy places the organism in Eukaryota, Ciliophora, Oligohymenophorea, Hymenostomatida, Tetrahymenidae. The record is from RefSeq and is a predicted model, not a curated record. Gene Ontology annotation, molecular function: phosphoprotein phosphatase activity.
AUGGUUCCUAUAACAAGCUUUAUAUUUCAAGAGGGAAAUAAGUCUCUUAGGAGUGAUUUGGUGUAAGAUUCUAAAAUUAGCCGAGUAUUUUCUCCUAAGAAAACUAGUAGAUAAUUAAAUGAUAACUACAAUAUGUACGAUUAAAAUGGACAUAAAAAAUAAUUUGCAGUCAAUGAAUAAAGAUAAAAUUUUCAAGCUGGUAAAAGUCUUGAUCGAAAUCUAAAACCUUUAGGUUAAUCAAAUAGAAAAAACAAUAACUCUCAAAAUUAAAAUGGCUAAAAUUAGUAAACAGUUUUGAGACAGUAUGAGUUAAAUUAUUAAAGACUUUUGAAAUACAAGUAAUUCUUGGAAGAAAAAGCUAGAGAAGAAAUCGAAAGAUAAAAUGAUGUAUAAAAUGUAAUCGUUGUCAAUAAAAAAAAUCCUGAAGAAAGAUUUGAAAUACCACCAAGAUAUAUAUAAAUUUCAAGAGAAAGGUCUGAAGAUAGAAGGUAUAACUAAAUGAAUGACUCUUAGUAUAUGAAUUCUUCCUUAAAAUAAUCUAAAUAUUAAAAUUAAUACACGUCACCUAGAAUUUAAUCACCUAAAAGCCCAUAUAAAAGACAUUUAGAAUUAAGUUAGCAGAUGCCAACUCAGAGAGGCUUAUCUUCUCUUGAUAAUAGAAAGACGCCUCCUUAUACUUAUAGAUAAAAUGUUUAAAAAGUUAUGGUAUAAGCAUAGUAAAGUAAAACAUUGGAAGAAGAUGUAAAUGUUGUACAAAGUAAUUAUAGUACCAAGCUAAAUUAACUGAUGCCCAAAAUAGCUCCAAAAAAGAUGAUUGAAGAAUUAAGUUCCAGUUCUCCAAGCAAUAAUAACAAUUAAUUUAGAUAAACAAACAGUUCAAAAAAAUAUUAUUAAACUCAAAAUUUUGAAUUUGUUAUGGAAGAAUCGCUAAACACAACAACUAUUCAUGGGACUAAAUAAAUUAAUAAAAUAAAUAUAUUCAAUAAUCAAAUAUCUAAAACAUUUUACAAACCUAAACAAUAAAUCUAAUUGGAUAAUUUUAUGAAAGAUAUGCAAGAGCAGUCACUAGGGUUAAAAAAAACAGAUUUAUUAUUUGACAACAACAAUUAAAGUAGUAAAAACAAGUCUCUAAUUUAAAAUAGGACUCCUUCUAAUUAAUACCAAAAUGAAUCAAAAGGGGAAGUUAUAAAGUCAUUCAAAAGUGCCACUCCUAAUAAUCUUGAAGCGUCCAAUAGAUAAAACAUAAGGGUCUCUCAAAUAAAUAGAGUUGGUCUUAGGGAAUUAGUUAGACCCUAUGCACGCCCUCCUAAUAUUGUUUAUGAUCAAAGUGAAUUAUUAUCUCUGAGCAGGAACUAAAGUCCUGAUGAUUUUUCAUAGCAACAAUAUCAAAAAAUUAAUGGAUAAAAUAAUUAAUUUAAUAUGAAAAACGAAAAGGCUAUUGAAGAAAGCAAAAUAGUUUAAUAAAAUUAAAAUGGUGAAUUAUAAAAUGAUAAGUUAAUAAGUUAAAAUAUCUAAAAUUAAAUAACAAACAACACUAACAAUUAUCCUCUUGAAAGCCAUCAAAAAGUCAACACUAAUUCAAACAAUAAUAAUUAAAACAACAAUAACUAAAGUAGUUUGCAAACAAGUGGUCAUGUAUUUUCAGAAAAGUAGUUCAAUCUUUAGAUAAGAGAAUCUAAAAUUCCUUUACUAAAGAAUUUACUUAAUAGUGAUGGAGCAUUUAUAUAAACACCCGUAACUCCGUUUGGAAAUAAUGAAGUUUAUGAUGCUUAGUACCAUGAAAAAAAAAUGGAAUAUAAUUUAAAAUAAAACUUAAUUAUUAAUUAAGACUAAAAAAAUGGCCUUAUCAUUUCAAACAUGUAAGAUGGUGAAAGAAAAAUAAAUAAUCUAAAAAUAAAAUCAAAAGAAAAUAGAUUUAAUUAUGGUAUAUUAGAAAUAGGUUCUUUGUCUACAAACUUUGAUAUAGCAAUUUAAAAUGUUAAAAUGGAAAGUUUGUUUAUGGUCGAAGAAUACACUUUCGAUGUACUAAAAUUCAUCAAAGAAAACUUUAAAGUAAGAAAAAUAUGUAAACUUUACUUAAAGAAUACAAAUGAUAAUAAUUACAAGAUAAUAGAAGGUAUUUUUAAAGAUAAAAAGAUCUUAUUGAACUAUAAACGAAUGAUCAUCUUUGAAAGAAUUGUCAUUUUAACUCUAAUUUUGUUUAGCUAUACUCCAUAGUAGCCUAUGCCUUUGGAUAUUUAAGUUCUCCUAAAAAACUUAUGCUAUUAUAUACAUAACAAUGCUACUUUACUUAUAGAAUUGCUAUUAGAUAUUUUUACAUAGACUAAAAAUCUUCAUCCAAAUUGGGAAAAACUCACUGAAAUUUUUCACUUAAGACUGAAAAAAUAAAAUACAGCUGAUAAGAAUGAAAUUGUUGAUUUGAUUAUAUAGAAUAACUCUUAAAUUGAGACGCUAUUUACUUAGUUAAAGCAAAAAUACAAUUAUGAAUUUAUGCUUCAUAUAUCUAAAUACAAGGACGAGGCUCUUUAAGUAGAUAAUCUAGCAGACUCCUUAAAUAUGCUUUAGGUUAAAUCUCAAGAAAUACUAACUACUGUUAACGAAACUAAAAAGUCUCAAUAAAAAACUGAUUAUAUUAAGUAAGACGAUGAAGAGAACUAAAAUAAUUUUAAUAACAUUGAAGAUUAUAUUAAAUAUGAAUAAAAAAAUAAAAUUAUCUACUCAAACGAUUACCAAAUCGAUGAUGACGAAGAAGGUGAAGAAGAAGAUGACAGUGAAGAAGAAGAAUAAUAUUAAAGUUCUAUUGCUUCUUAAAGUAGUAGUGGAAAGAUAGAAAAAGAAAGGACUGAAAAAGAUAGCUAGAAUGAACAAAAUAGCAAAGAAAAAAAGAAAACAAAAUCAUAAAGUUAGAGAAAAGGUACUUCUGUUAAAGAGCCUUAUCUUCCACCUAUUAAUACUAAAUAUAAAUACACAUUAGUGCUAGAUUUAGAUGAAACUUUAGUGCACUAUCAUGAAAUGGAAGAUUAAACUGGUGGAGAAUUUUUGAUAAGACCUUUUGCAGAAUAAUUUUUAUAUGAUAUGAGUAAAUAUUAUGAAAUAGUAAUUUUUACAGCAGCUGUUAAAGAAUAUGCAGAUUGGAUUUUAGAUAUUAUAGACAAAGAUAAAAAUAUUUCAUAUAAACUUUAUAGGCAACACACUGUUUUUGAUGGACAAUAUAACUUAAAAGACUUAAGUAAAUUAGGCAGAAAUAUAAGUAAAACGAUUAUCAUAGAUAAUCUUCCAGAAAAUUUCUCAAAAUAACCAGAAAAUGGUAUUUUUAUUCAGUCAUGGUUUGGAGAAAAAGAUGAUAAGGCUUUGUUCGAUUUAUCUCCACUUCUUAGAUAAAUAGUAGAAAAAGAGAGUCCAGAUGUGAGAAUAGCAUUAAGAAAGUUCAGUGAUUAAAUAGAGGAAAAUAUGAGAAACGGUAUUUAAUACCCACAUCUUAAUCUUAUUCUAUGA